Molecule: messenger RNA, 802 nt
Organism: Astrephomene gubernaculifera
Lineage: Eukaryota; Viridiplantae; Chlorophyta; Chlorophyceae; Chlamydomonadales; Astrephomenaceae
Source: the annotation of a GenBank genome assembly
GUGGGGUUGAAGGUUUUUUUGACUGGUUUGCAGACUGCGUAGGGUGACCGUUGGACCUUCGGGUGGUGAGCACUUUUGACACAAUAAAAAGGACGGGUUUUGCGGCAAUCUACAUUCGAGGGCAACCCCAAUGACGCGGCUUUGGUGCAUUGCAAUGAGCGUGUGUGCUGGUUGUCGAUGUUGGUGUGUCCUAAUUCCCCCCAUGCGGUUAACAUUGUUUGUCAUGAUCUCGGCAGCUCGGCGCCUGUUUUUCUUUAUGCACUGAUCUUAUGUUGCCCUUUCUCCUAGAAGGCAGCUUCUUCCUCUCUAGGACUUGCCAGGUUGCGUCUAUGGCCCUCUUGCACUCUGGGCGUAAUGUUUGCCUUCCUUGGGCGUGGUAUUUGCCUGCCUCGGGCAAACUUGCUGUUGUUCAGGAGUUCCCCGGCGCCCACGAUGCGUACAGCUACCGCAGCGUGGGAUGGCCGGGGGUGAUGGCGCUAGCGGCGGUGGUGGUGGUUGUGCAACGCGUGUUGAUGGACGUGGCUGGGUUUGCGUACUAUCGUACUGCCUUGUCAUGUGACGCUGCAUGAAAGUUGUUUCAGGUCUCGUUGUGGCUGGGGAACUGUCACCACUAUUAGUAUAAGAAUGGAGGCUGCGGUGGCUGACAUGAUAUGUGUAAGUCGGAAGCAUGGAGUUUUAGGAACCUCAAAUUCGUGACGUUAUCCUCCGCAUAAUUAAGGCAUGGCCGCACGGGCUUUGCACGUUAUAAAUGCAUGCAGCCAGUAGCCUUACUAUUAAAGUAUGGGUGCAUGUGUACGCGCAG